Messenger RNA from Anopheles stephensi (Asian malaria mosquito), 1476 nucleotides. RefSeq lists its product as uncharacterized. The transcript has 5 exons. Gene Ontology annotation, cellular component: lysosomal membrane; late endosome. Bases 367 to 1257 code for a protein of 296 amino acids. The record is from RefSeq and is a predicted model, not a curated record. Lineage: Eukaryota; Metazoa; Arthropoda; Insecta; Diptera; Culicidae.
GAUGUCAACCGGCACUAGGGGAAGCAUACACUACUGACCUAAACAGGCAAAUAGCGAUAACAGGACGAAAGCGUACACUUUGCUCCCCUAGAGUUGGUGGAGAGUACAGUUUCGAAUUGCAGUUGGGCUGCACCGGCGAUUCAGAGUGUAUUGACAUUGUUUUUUUUUUGUUACUAAACGGAACGAUCAACCAGCACUGAUCGGUAAACCACGUGCCAGCGCGUGACAGAAUCUGCAAGACUGGAUACUUGCACAGAUCGGUAAAGAAGAGAACGGUCAGUCAGAGACAAGGUGGACCCCGAUCGUUGUCAGACGACGCCAGUUGACUGCAUCGCCAACCGACACAAGGCACGGAAGUAAAACAAAAUGUCGACAUCGUUUCUAACGCGUGGUCUUUCGUCGUUUCUGUUUAAAUCGUUCGCAAUCGGAUCAUCUAGUACCACCGCCGGUCGAAAUGCUGGUCCCAACCAAUCGUUGUUCCACUCCACCAGCAACACCGAACCGGAGGAUUCGAUUCGAUUUGAUAAGCUGCAGACGGUUCCCAGUGCUUGCAUCCAGCUGUUUGUAACACUCGCGCUGACAAUCAUUUCGAUUAUCUACACGCUCCAGCAAUGUGAUACCACAACGGUGUGCUUGUACUACUACAUGUUGCUCUACCUGCGAGGCGUCUAUUGGGCAAUAGUUUACCUGAUCCACCUGUACACCAAAAGCCGACACCUAAGCCUAAAUCGCUGCGGUCAUCAUUACUUUGCUGCGAAGGUUCACCGCCACAAAAAAUCCAGCCUUCAACUGGUGACCGUAUCCAACACGAUUCUGCUGGCCGUCCACACGGCGAUGGGUCAUUGCUAUGGCGAAACUUUUAUGCAACAGUGCUUUGUGGAUGGGUUUUCGUCCGUUGUGUUUGUCGCGUCCUUCACCCUGUUGGAGACCAUCAUUAUUGUGCCGGUGCAGCUAUCCUACAUUGUUCAGGUACAAGUGUUCAAUUGUACAAGACCCGUGCCGGAUGCACAGCAGAACGCCAAUGAUCUGAGCCUGCGACUGUGCCCCACGGAUGACUACAGCGUUAACGAUAGCUUCAAGAGCAUCACCGAUCCAAAGGAGUUCGUCCAGCUGCAGUCGGCGAUGAUAAGUAAGCUGAAGGAGGAAAAUAGUCAGCUUCGCGGUAGAAUACAGGAGGCAAGAAGUAUGGUGGAACUCGUCCCGAACCAAUCCCUUAACUAUUCGCUGGCAGAACAAUCAAUCGUUGGAGGCUACUGAUAGGACGCUACAUUGCACAUUAGCUGAAGUUUUGCAUGUUUUUCCGGUUAGAGUCUACUACAUUGCAUGUAGUAGUCUUGCUGUUUGGUUUUUGUACAUUUAAAAUGUUGUAAUUUACACAGAUUCCAACGACUUUACACACGCGAGCAAAUAAAUUCGUCGUUAUGAUCAGUUUGCGUUGCUUCAGUUUGCAAUAAAUCGUAAGUAUUUAUUAAACGA